Molecule: messenger RNA, 1536 nt
Organism: Leptosomus discolor (cuckoo roller)
Lineage: Eukaryota; Metazoa; Chordata; Aves; Leptosomiformes; Leptosomidae
Source: RefSeq, a predicted model, not a curated record
AUGGGAGAGAAACCCCAGGGCAAGCGCACCCUUGUCAGGACCAUCAGUGGAUAUGACAAGUACGUUUAUGAUUGUCGCCUUGUCUCCAUGAAUAUGCCACUGAACAGUGAUGGGACUGUCAUGUUCAACGCCACUCUCUUUGCCUUGGUCAGAACAGCACUGAGGAUCAAGACAGAAGGUAACCUGGAGCAAGCCAACGAAGAGCUGAGAGCAAUAAUUAAGAAAAUCUGGAAGCGCACCAGUAUGAAGCUGCUGGACCAGGUGGUGCCCCCUGCGGGUGAUGACGAGGUGACCGUUGGGAAGUUCUACGCCACUUUCCUGAUUCAGGAAUAUUUCCGGAAGUUCAAGAAACGUAAAGAACAGGGACUGGUGGGCAAGCCCUCCCAGCGCAACGCGCUCUCCUUGCAGGCUGGUCUACGCACACUUCAUGACAUCGGUCCAGAGAUCCGACGAGCAAUUUCUGGAGACCUGACAGCUGAAGAAGAGCUAGAUAAGGCCAUGAAAGAAGCUGUUUCUGCUGCCUCUGAAGAUGAUAUCUUCCGGAGAGCCGGAGGCUUGUUUGGAAACCACGUCAGCUAUUACCAAAGUGAUGGCAGGAGCGCGUUCCCCCAGACGUUCACCACCCAGCGACCUUUGCACAUCAAUAAGUCUGGCAACAACCAGGGAGAUACUGAAUCUCCAUCUCAUGAGAAGUUGGUGGACUCCACCUUCACUCCCAGCAGCUACUCAUCUUCAGGCUCCAACGCCAACAUCAACAAUGCCAACAACACUGCCCUAUGCCGCUUCCCCAGCCCACCCAGCUACCCCAGCACUGUCAGCACAGUGGAAGGCCACGGGACCCCCUUGUCACCCACCAUACGUGUGCAGGAGGCUCCUUGGAAACUAUCUUCCAAACGCUCCAGUUCCAGAGACAGCCAGCUGGCAAUUGUUUGCCAAGAGGAAGUGUCUCAGGAUGAGACUUAUGAUGAAAAUUUGAAUGAAGACAUUGAGUACUGUAGUGAACCGAGUCUGCUCUCUACCGAAAUGCUUGCAUACCAAGAUGAUGAAAACAGACAACUCACUCCACCAGAAAACAACAAAGGAGAGGACACCCGGCACUCUCCAAAGAAAGGGUUUCUGUGCUCCUCAGCACUAGGUCGAAGAGCAUCUUUUCACUUAGAGUGUCUGAAAAGACAGAAAAACCAGGGUGUAGAUGUCUCACAGAAGACAGUUCUGCCUUUGCAUCUGGUACAUCAUCAGGUCUUGAUUUCGGAAGGACUGAUGCAGUUUGCUCAAGAUCCAAAGUUCAUUGAGGUCACAACCCAGGAGCUCGCAGACGCCUGUGACAUGACGAUAGAAGAGAUGGAAAAUGCAGCUGACAACAUUCUCAAUGGUAACAGCAAGCAGAGCCCCAAUGGCAACCUCUUGCCUUUUGUUAACUGCAGGGACCCAGGGCAGGACAGUGCAGGAGAGGAAGAGGAAGAGGUGCAGAACCCGGAUUCUAGAAAAAGUCAGGAGGAGCUCAAGGACAGCAGGAUUUAUAUCAGCAGCCUGUAG